AAAGAUACAGAUAUAUCAUUGUUAUUUCUGAGUCAAGUUGAACAAUUACGGUAUUUUCAUAUGAUAGUUCUUCAUUGCUAUAUUCUAAAGUGUGGUGUGAAGUGCACACUGUGGACCAAAUAUUAUAUAUUAAUAUCUGUGGACCAAAUCGAUCGAUGAAAAGGAACGUAUGAACGAAUGAAAAUAAUGAAAUUAUAAUGUUACUUUAUGUCAAACAAAACCCAUCAAAAUGUACUUCGCGCGCCGGGAAUACUUCACGUUUUUAGUGAAAUUAUUUUAAAUAAUAUGUACUUUAUCCAGUUUAAAAGUAGUGUUUUACUAAAAUAAUAAUGACUUCAUCAUAUGAUGAUAGUGUUAUGAACUUUGACUUGGGGUUUCUACACCAAACAAAUAAAAAUAGCACGGGUAUCGGCAGAUUAGAAAAGCAGCGUAAAGCAAUUAUAAUAGCUAAACAAAAAACAAUAACUACAGAUGGUCUUAUACGAAAAUAUUAUGAUAAAAAAGAAAUUCUUGAGCAAACAGAGAGAACACUAUUAGCUUCCAAAGAAGAAUGUAAAAAAAUUUGUAUUGACUAUAAAAAUAUUUUGGAAAAAUGUGAAAGAUUGGAAAAUGAGGUACAAGUGAUUCAGCAUUAUAAUCAGCAAUUACAACAAAAGUUAUCCAAUUCAGAGAAUCAAUUUUGUGGUAUUCAGUCUCAUGUAAGGCAGUUAGAGGAGCUAGUCAAAGAACAAGAGACUAAAAUUGAUUCACUUAAAAUCGAAAAUCAUCUAGAAAAGUCAAACAUUAAGAACUUUGCAGCAAGCAAUUCAACACUGCAAAAGCAAAAUGAUGAACUUCUUCAAGACUUGUGCAUUUUGGGAAAAUUCCUUAUCGGAAAUAAAAAACUUAAACCUGUACAUGAGGCAGUUCUUCAAAAGUAUGAAAAAUAUCUUAGGCAUGAUGUUGAUUCCUGUAAUGACUCUGGAAGGGAUGAUACUGACAAUGAAUUGGAUUUGUUUGAUGAUAACUCAACAUCCCCACCAAGUCCACAAAGUCCAGGAAAAUCUAAACACCAAAGUCAAUCGUCAUCGGUGGAUGUGCAAGAAGUUAUUGUUGUGAAUCUUGAUACUACAGGAAGAAAUGAACCAUCCAUAAGUAAACCAAACGAAUUUGAUGGUAACUCAGUUUCAAGUAAUGAAUUAGCUAGUGCAGAUACAGGUCGGGGAUCUUCACUUGCAUUUUCAGACAGUGAAAAAUGUUUCCGUAGCCCUGAUUAUUUGACAAAUGAUAACCAUAGCAGUCCCGAAUCAACAAAUACAAUCAAUGUUAACAGCGUAGGAACUAGUCCAAUGCAUGACUACGCCGAACAUAUUGACGAUGCUACAAGACCAAUUGAUUCUGAAACAUUAACAAUCCCUAUUUUAGCUGAAAAAGGAGACGUUUCUGUGAAUGGAAUAGGAAAUAUUCCAAAUUCAAGUGAAACAUGCACUAGAAAAUCAAUGGUUGAUACAUUUAUUGACAGUGAUCCAAACAACCAACUGUCUUGUCUUCAUAGAGGAUACCUACCGGUAAACAGUAGUAAUCAUGAGAAUGAUGAUAAUAGUCGAGAUUGUGAAGUUGAGUUGAUUUUAAGCGAAAUGCAUUUUAACCAUGAUUUGGUUACGCCAAUACCAAGUAGCCCAUGUAGCAGUCGAAGCACAGUAAGUUCCAAAGUUUCUGGCUGUCAAACUGAUCACAGUGAUUUUGUAAUCUGCUCAGAUGCCGCAAAAUUAAGACAAGAAAACAAAAUUUUACAUGAUAAUAUUGCAGAUUUGGCAAAAGAAAUUGUGAAUAUUAAAAAUAUACUAAAAAUGAAUCCCUCAACAUUCAUAGAAAAUCAUCAAGAAGUCGAAAUUGAGCCAAAUCAUGAAAAAGAAUACAGUGACGAGAUUAUUGAUCCUGAUUCCCGCACUGAAAUAAAUACUGUGGAUAAAAGGCGCGAAAGAUGUAAUGAAAUUGACACCGAAAAUGAUGAUUUAAUUGAUAUUGUUGAUCUUAUUCAAAUAAGUGGUCCUGAAUGUUUGGAAAUACAUGACUUCAGUGAUAAAGAAGGCCAAAAAGCUGUAAAAAAUUGUGAUGAUACCAAUAAUUCUUGUGAACAAACAGGGCUACAAGAAGGUCCAAUAGUAAUCAUGGAAGAACAGGAAAAUGCCCCGGAAGGAAUAAUGAGCAGAUUAGAGUUUGAAGAAGAUACAAUAUUAUCUCCUGUACAGGCUCAAAUAGGUAAUUUAAAUGAUCUGAACUCUAUAUCUGAGGCAAAUGCAGAAGGAGAUUCAAUUGAAAAACUUUUCAAUUCAAAGGGUAUGAUUAAAAGAUUGAGGAAACUAAAUAGUUUAGAAAAACUCAGGAGAAAAAUGGUGCCCAAAUGUAAAAUACGUCGAGAAAAAUCCAUUAAAAGAUCACACAGAAAACAAAUCGGGAGGUCAAUCAGACAAAUAAGAUUACAAGUUUCAAAGAAGAAGAUCACUUCUGCUGAUUCUUCAGCAUCACUAAAUGACAAAACAAUAUAUAAUAAUGCUGUUAGAGUUAUGACUGAGUUGAAAUCAAAACAGGUUGGAGAAUCUGUUAAUAGAACUGUAUUUAAAACAAAAAGGUCACCAAAGCAACAAAUUGAAAAAUCUCUUAAUUUGUCUAAAGUCGAUGAUUCACCUACGCCUGGCAAGAAACAAUUAUCUAAUUUGUUUAAAAUAUCAUAUAAACCCACAGAAAAGCUUUUAGAGAAACCAUUUGAUGUCUCAGAUUUAAUUGCUAAACAGACCCCAAGACCAGUUGUUAAGUCUGUAUUAGCAUCACAGGAGAUACAAAGAUAUAUUCAUAAUGAUGAAAAAAAAACUGAACAAAGUUUAAAGUUAAUGCAGCCAAUAAUUUGUGUUGACAAAUUAUUAGACAAUAAAAAUGUUGAGCAUGAAUUUAAAUGUGUUGAUAAAACUAGUCAUAUAGGAAAUAUGAGGAGUCCUCAGACAUCACCAAGUGUUACUACUCGGAGUCGUAGUAGAAUCGAGGCAACACCUCAAAAGUUGUAUCAUGAAUCAAAUACAGAAGUUGAAUCUACUUUAAAUAAUACUCUUGAUAUUUUGCCAAAAGAAGGUAGGAAACGGCUCAGAUGUGUUGCGUCAGAUGAAAACCAAGAGGUUGAACAUAAAAGGAUUUUACGCAGUUCUACACGACACCCGAAUAGUGACAAUUUUAACACUAAACUUAUUAAUAAUGCAAUGAAUAUCGAUAACAAAAGACAGGCGAAUUCCCAAAAAGGAAAUAUGACUUCUAAGAACGAGGACAAUGUCCCGCUUAUUGAUCUUAUACACAAAAAGUCAGAUCAUACUUCAUCAAUAAGUUAUGAUGACCUGGAUAUGUUUGAUGAAGGGGUUCCUAAGAGAGCAAAUAAUUGUGCUGGUGCCACUGAAGCCGCACACAAACGUCCAAAAGAUAGUAUUUUGUGUAGCAUGCUCAAUAAGUACAGUUUAUGCAAAUUAAACUUUUACCCUAAGAAAAUACCAGAUGGUAUUACCAACACAAUUUAUAAGUUGCUUGAUGAUAGUAUUAAACAUAUAAAUGAAUUACCGCCAGACGAGACUAAAACAGGAAUGGACGACUUAGUAGAGAAUUUGCAGUCCUGGAAUGUUAAACAAUUUUUGUCAGGUUUUAUGAAAUAUUUACAAGAACCUCAAAGAAAAGUGGAGUUAUAUUCCAAAGUAAACUCGCCACCAGCACCUCCUAUGACAAAAACAGAGCAAAUUCUUAUUUAUAUUAUUCUGCAACUAAAAGAAAUUUGGUCCACUGUUGAUGUUGUGAAUUAUAUUUUAAACAGUAUUGAGUUUAUAAUGUUCAAGCUAAAUCGUACACCUGAAUUCGAUACUAUUGAGAGUAUGUCUCAUUUCUAUGCAAUACUGUGCAGAUACUUCAAAAUGAAGACACGACUGAGACUAUUUAUGUUGGAUGCUAUGUAUUGUAUGCAAUAUAAAGCUAUUACGCUGAUAAGGCAAUGUAUGGAUGUUUGGAUGCAUAUACUACCAUUAGCUCAUAUGGGAAUUGCCAAGAACCCUUUGGUUACGUGCGUGGUAUAUCUAUUGCAUUUUUAUAAAUGUGAGGAUCAUUUUAACAGAGUCCAAGAUAUAAGAAACAUUCUUUACCGUAAAUACUCAUAUCAAAUGUCAGAAUGGAAUGAAGCGAAAAUUUUAGAGAUGUUUAGAAGUGCUAUCUAUGAACUAAGAGAUAUUCCUGUUGAAAAGAAAAUGUUAAGACUAUCACUGGUUAUAAUCGCAAAGCGUCAAGGCGCACGGUGGUGUCAGAAAAAUAUUAUUACUAAUUUGCUUCAACCAAUCAUAGAGAAAAAGAAUUCUCCUUCUGUUGCUAAGCAAUUUUGUAUUUCGAUGCUUGGACCUUUGUUGAAGCCAUUCCCAGCCGAUAUGAAAGUUCAUUGUGAAAUAGUCAUGAACUUAUUGAUAGAUAUGACAAAACAGAAAUCUUCGCAGUCAAUGGAAGAAGCGAUAUUUACAAGUCUUAUAUACAUGAGUAAACACAAUCACUAUCGUGUGAUCAGUGCCCUGUUAUCGUGGCAUCCAAAAAAGAUAUCGCAGGAGUGCCACGAAAUUUUGCGAGACUUCGUGAGAGAUAAGCCAGCGAAUGCUUGGAAAGCAAUUUUAUCCAAAGUAAAUUUAAAUCGCGAUACGAAAUAUAGGACUGAUGACAGUGACUUACCAUUGAAGGUGUAAGUUAUUUACACUAAAUAUAUGAAAUAAAAAUGAACCAUGAGCAAAUAUUUAAUGAUGGUCAGCCAUAUUGUCGGAAAAAUCUAUAGCAACGCCCGUAACACAGUAUCAUCGUCACAUUUUGACCGACUUCACAUAACUAUUCAACUCAUAAGUUUAAUAAUAAGAUUAGAUUCAAUGCAAAUUUUUUGCAAUAAGUAAAAUAUGUUAAGUAUUUAGUGUUUUACGUGUAAGACAUAUUUGUAAGUAAUUAAGUGCGCCAUAACUAAGCGCAAUGGAAACUGUGAUUAAAACUAAUAUAGCAAUG
This is a messenger RNA of Amyelois transitella, 5034 nucleotides long. RefSeq lists its product as uncharacterized. Bases 330 to 4730 code for a protein of 1466 amino acids. The transcript is spliced from 12 exons. The record is from RefSeq and is a predicted model, not a curated record. NCBI's taxonomy places the organism in Eukaryota, Metazoa, Arthropoda, Insecta, Lepidoptera, Pyralidae.